CAGCAGUCUAGACGUAGCUUUCUCUUUGAUCUGCUAACAGAACCCAGAUUGUGCAUUGGCAGUGUAACUAUACUCAUUGCUUCUUUUGGCACUAUCCUUGAAGCUAUCUUGGGCGCUAUUCAUUAUUGUAGCUGCCUUUGCAACUCAUUACCAGUAUUGCUUGAUACAGCUGACCAUUGCUAUACCAAGCGAUAAAAUCUACUGCUCGUUACAAACUAGUGGCUUGUAGCAAUACUUCACAGUUGGCCUAUUGUACCCCCCCAGAAAACAGGAUCUGAUAUCGCUAACAUCCCAAAAUCAUGGCAUCCACAGCUACUUCCACCUCCGCGGUGCUUUCUACGUUAGUGGCCAACCUCAUUCUUUUUGGUAUCUUCAUCCUAGGUUUCUUGAUCCUCAGAUUGAAGUACAAGAGAAUCUACUCCCCAAAAUCGUCGUUCGAGCUCGUGCCCGAGGACCAACGUCCCGAGCCGUUGCCUAGGGACCCAUUCAGAUGGAUUUUCAUUCUUUUAACCAAGCCCAACUCAUUCAUUAUCCAACAAGCAGGAAUUGAUGGCUACUUCUUCUUGAGAUACGUCUUCAGCUUUGCCUGUGUCUUCUUGGUAGGAAUGCUUACCUGGACUGUCUUGUUGCCUAUAAAUGCCACCAACGGUAAAGGUGCCACUGGAUUAGACCAGUUGGCCAUCUCUAACGUCAAGGACAGAAACAGAUACUAUGCUCAUGUGUUUAUUGGCUGGGUUUUCUACGGUGGAGUCAUCUUCGUCAUCUACCGUGAAUUGUUCUUGUACAACUCCUUGAGAUCUGCCGUUCUUGCAUCCCCUAAAUACUCCAAGAAGUUAUCGUCGAGAACUGUUUUGUUCCAGACUGUCCCAGACUCGCUUUUAGACGAGAAGCAAUUGUACAAGAUGUUCAACGGUGUCAAGAGAAUCUUCGUAGCCAGAACUGCUAGAGACUUAGAAUCUAAAGUGGCCAAGAGAGACGCCUUGGUCAAACAGUUGGAGAACGCUCAAAACAAGUUAUUGGCAACAGCUGUCAAGAACAAAAUGAAAGCUGAAAAGAAGGGCCAAAAAUUAGAACCUGUGGAUGAAAUCUCUGCCUACGUGCCUCAAAACAAGAGACCUCGUCACAAAUCCGGCGGUUUUUUCUCCAAGAAGAUCGAUACUAUUAACUACUGCAAGGAAGAAAUCCCUAAAAUCGACAAGGAAGUCAGAGCCAUGCAAAAGAAGUUCAGAACUAAUAGACCCAAGAAUUCUAUCUUUGUUGAAUUCGAAGACCAGUACCAUGCUCAGUUAGCCUACCAAGCUACUGUGCAUCACAACCCGUUGAGAAUGAAGCCUGUUUUUACUGGAGUUGAACCAGGUGACGUUCAGUGGUCCAACUUAAGAAUGUUCUGGUGGGAAAGAAUCACUAGAAGAUUCCUUGCUUUUGCUGCUGUAGUUGCUUUGAUUAUCUUGUGGGCCGUCCCCGUAGCUUUUGUCGGUGUCAUCUCUAACAUCACUUACUUGACUAACAAGUUGCCCUGGUUGAGAUGGAUCUUGAACAUGCCUCACUUCUUGUUAGGUAUUAUCACCGGUUUAUUGCCUGCCAUCAUGUUGGCACUCUUGAUGAUGAUUUUGCCUAUGUUCAUCAGAGGCAUGGCUAAGAUCGCUGGCGCCCCAACUUACCAGGCUAUCGAAUUGUACACUCAAAACGUCUACUUUGCCUUUUUGAUGAUUAACGGUUUCUUGGUUACUGCUCUUGCUUCAUCAGCUACUUCUACCGUUACACAGAUCAUUGAGGAGCCAACUUCUGCCAUGAGCAUUUUGGCUAACAAUUUGCCUAAGUCUUCUAACUUCUACAUUUCGUAUAUUAUCUUGCAAGGUUUAUCCGUUGCGUCUGGGUCUCUUUUCCAGAUUGUAGGUUUAAUCUUGUUCUACCUCUUGGGCAGACUUUUGGACAACACCGUCAGAAAGAAGUGGAACAGAUUCAGCGGCUUAGGAUCCACGGCUUGGGGUACUACUUUCCCAGUGUUUACCAACAUUACUUGUAUUGCACUUAUCUACUCCAUUAUCUCACCUAUGAUCAUGUUAUUUGCUUGCGUUGCCUUGUUCUUGAUCUACAUCGCUUUCUGCCACAAUUUGACUUACGUGCUUAAGGAAGGCCCCGACACCAGAGGGUUGCACUAUCCAAGAGCUCUCUUCCAGACUUUUACUGGUAUUUACAUUGGUCAGGUUUGUUUGUUGGGUAUCUUCGCUGUCGGUAAAGGUUGGGGACCAAUUGUGUUGCAGAUUAUCGGCAUUUUUGCAACUGUGUUCAUCCACAUCAACCUUAACGAGUCGUUUGAUCACUUGCUCCAGGUUGUUCCUAUCGACUGUAUGAGAGCCUUGGACGGUGUUUCUCAGACUGCUUCGUUUACCGGCUCUAGUGAAUACAAGAGAAAGGUAUUGGACAGAAAGACAGGUGCUGGCAAAACCGAAAAGGCUAUUGCUGAAGACAAGGAAGAACAAGAGCAGAUCAAGCGUGAUAUCCUUCAAGAAGAUGGCGAGUUCAACGAUGGUGAAAACGAGAGAACUCUCAUUCCGUUAUUGGCUGACAGGGACUUCAAGACAACUGAGUCUCAAAAUGUCUUUGUUCGUUUUGUCAGACCAGACGUGUUCUUGAACUACAGGCAUGCCAAGCAGCAAUUACCUGCUACAUACAACAUCGAACCUGAAACUGAAGAUGAUAAGCAUGCCUACGAUAUGCCUGUCAUCUCGGCUCCAUUGCCUGGAAUAUGGAUUCCAGCUGAUCCUAUGGGAUUCUCCAAGCAACAGAUUGAAGAGUUCAAAGGUAUUGUCAGCAUCUCUGACGAAAACUCGGGCUUCGACGAAAAAGGUGCCAUUACCUUCCUCGGAGAAGCUCCUAACUAGGCUAUUUACUAGUGGUUCAUGUUUGUUUUAUAAUGGAAAAGUGUUUGAUUUGGUCGUUAAUUUUCUAGACUAGAAGAAGACAAUUGUAUAUAUGUUUCUCAAUAUAGAAAGAAGCUACAAUUAAUGUAAUUUAGGCCGUAUUGUAAACUAGCCAAAAUUGUCUUACUUCACUACAUCUUCUUUACAUCUCUUCCAAUGCUACAAAUAUUUCUUGC
This is a messenger RNA of Scheffersomyces stipitis CBS 6054, 3100 nucleotides long. RefSeq lists its product as uncharacterized. The transcript has a single exon. Gene Ontology annotation, cellular component: plasma membrane. Gene Ontology annotation, molecular function: calcium-activated cation channel activity. The record is from RefSeq and is a predicted model, not a curated record. Bases 300 to 2885 code for a protein of 861 amino acids. Lineage: Eukaryota; Fungi; Ascomycota; Pichiomycetes; Serinales; Debaryomycetaceae.